Molecule: messenger RNA, 594 nt
Organism: Venustampulla echinocandica
Lineage: Eukaryota; Fungi; Ascomycota; Leotiomycetes; Helotiales; Pleuroascaceae
Exons: 1
Coding region: 1-594 (197 amino acids)
Source: RefSeq, a predicted model, not a curated record
AUGUUAAAAAGGAACUCUGGGCCCUCGUUUAAAACCAUCAAAACAGAAAUCUGCGACUCUGACAAGGGGAGGAGGGGUAACGCGAUACUAGCCAAUUUAACACUUGUUCCUGGCGAUCAUAUGGUGUCCCCCGCAUUUCUAGCGCCUCUCGGACGUCACGGCCGCGAUGGCGCCAAACUCGGCGGCAGCGGAGCAGACAGACGCGGAGCCUCCAGGAAGGCGACGAUCUGCUCCGUAUCCUCUUUCGCUCGUAGCUCUAUCCUUGUACCAGAAGGCGAGGCUUCUCAACGAUCAGAUACCGAGACUCGCGAGAUCCUGAGAACAAGCAAUAAUCCCUUGCGGAGCGAAUCAAUACUCCACCUUCGCAUAAUCAAUAUGGCGAGAAUCAGCAGGGUGAGGACUAUCUCAUUUAGCCACGAAGAGCAUCUGUAUUUUCCGAUUACCGAUCCUGCCGACUCGGGCCUGGAAUGGGCAGCAAGGCGCAAUCGAGACCCUUUGGGUCUCCCGAGUAGAUAUACGGGGAAAAGACUCCAGCCAAAUAUUUCGUGGCCUGAUCUUGGGCAACCCCAGAUGGACGAACGCUUCGUGAGCUAG